CCUCGGCGAUCGCGUCGCUCAUCUUCGGCUGUUUUCGUGUUCGGUGAGCAGCCGUUGUCCCGGCAACGCGAGGCGGCGCUGCAGCCCCGCGAAGGUUUCAACCCUGAGUAGGUCUGAGUUUCAUCAUGGCCCUCUAUUUUGACCACCGAAUAGAAGCUCCAGGCUCAGCUGGGUCUCCUUCCCACAUCAGUUGGCACCCUGUUCAUCCACUUCUGGCAGUUGCCUCCAUCAGCACAACUGCAGGAGGCAGUGUGGAUAUAUACCUGGAACAAGGUGAGCACGUGCCUGAUACGCAUAUUGAGAGAUCGGUCCGGGUCUCUUCCCUGUGCUGGCACCCGACACGGCUGAUCCUGACUGUUGGCUGGGAGAGCGGAGAAGUGAUUGUGUUUAAUAAACAGGACAAGGAGCAGCACACAGUCCCCCCAACACACACCGCUGACAUCACUGUCCUUAACUGGAGCCCCAACGGGAACUGUCUCGUGUCAGGGGACAGGCUUGGUGUCCUGCUCUUGUGGAGGUUGGACCAAAGGGGCCGAGUACAGGGCACACCCCUGCUGAAACACGAGUACCGAAAAUGCCUGACUCACUGCAUCUUCCGGCUGCCCCCUCCUGGCGAGGACCUCGUGCAGUUGGCGAAGGCAGCUGUGAGCGGUGAUGAGAAAGCCUUGGACAUGUUUAACUGGAGGAAAAGUGGCUUCGGAAGUUUCUUGAAAAUGGGAUCUCAAGAGGGACUGUCAUUCUUUGUCAGCUUGAUGGAUGGGACAGUGCACUACGUGGACGAGAAAGGCAGGACCACCCAGGCAGCGUCCACGGACAGCUCCAUCCAAACACUGUUCUAUAUCCAGAAGAGGGAGGCGCUGGUGGUGGUCACGGAGAACCUGCUGCUGUCCCUGUAUUUGGUGACUCCCCAGGGGGAGGCAGAAGAAGUGAUGAAGGUAAAGUUGAGUGGGAAGAUGGGUCAUCGGGCAGACAUUGCCUUAAUUGAAGGCAGCCUCCUGGUGACCGCCAUCGGGGAAGCAGCCCUCAGAUUCUGGGAUUUAGAACGAGGAGAGAAUUAUGUGCUGAGUCCAGAGGAGAAGUUCUGUUUCAAAAAAGGAGAGACUAUAAACUGUGUCUCUUACUGUGAAGUCAAAGGUCUUCUGGCAGCCGGUACCGAUAAAGGGAGAGUAGCCAUGUGGAGAAAAGUGCCAGGCCCCCAGAGCAGCCGAGGAGUGGAGGGCAAAGACAAGUGGACCCUUCAAACCCCUACUGAGCUCGAAGGAAACAUCGCACAGAUAAAGUGGGGUUCCAGGAAGAACCUCCUGGCCGUGAACAACAUCAGCUCGGUGGUGAUCCUCAGCGAACAGGCCAUGUCGUCGCACUUCCACCAACAAGUGGCUGUGGUGCAGCUUUCCCCGAGCGUACUCAGCGUGUCCUUCCUGUCCACGGGGGUGACGCACAGCCUGCGCACAGACAUGCACAUCAGCGGUGUGUUCGCCAUCAAGGAUGCUAUCGCUGUCUGGAAUGGAAAACAGGUGGCAAUCUUUGAACCUUCUGGCACCACAUUACGAAAUGCAGGUACUUUCCUGUGUGAGUCUCCAGUGUUAGCGAUGCAUGAAGAAAAUGUUUACACGGUGGAGCUAAACCGAGUUCAAGUUCGAACCUGGCAGGGUACUGUGAAACAGCUCUUGCCGUUUUCCGAGACGGAGGGGAACCCAUGCUUCUUUGACAUCUGUGGAAAUUUCCUGGUUGUAGGGACGGACUUGGCUCACUUUAAAAGCUUCGAUCUUUCCCGAAGAGAGGCGAAGGUGCACUGCAGCUGCAAGAACCUGGCGGAGCUGGUCCCUGGAGCCGGGGGCAUUGCGUCCCUCAGAUGUAACGCCAACGGCAACAAAAUAAGCAUCCUCCUCAGCAAGGCUGACAACAGCCCCGAUUCAAAAAUCUGCUUCUAUGAUGUGGACACGGACACGGUAACCAUCUUCGACUUCAAGACAGGACAGAUUGAUUGGAAAGAGACAUUGUCCUUUGUUGGGCAGGAAACUAAGAAGAACCUUGCCUUUUCGGAUGAGAGCCUGGCUCAUCACGUGCCCAGGAGCCACUUCUGGGAUCAGAGUGAUCCCAGGCUGUUUGUGUGCGAGGUCGUGCAGGAGGUCCCAGGAGCCCAGCUGCAGCCCGCAGACAGGAAGGUCCACGCCGAGGACAGCGCUGGCCCCACGGCGGACGUGUUGAUUCUGUCCUUCUUUGUUUCUGACGAGCACGGCCUCUUGCUUCAGGACAGCUUCCCCCAGCCUCCCGCCUACCAGUCUCUCCUGGGAAUGGAAGUACCCCAUUAUUAUUUCACCAGAAAGCCGGGAGAAGCAGACAGAGACGACUGGGCAGAUUCGGGGCACCACUCCAUCCCCCAGAUGGUGGGCAGGAGGCCCCUGCGAGACUUCGUGGGGCUGGAGGACUGCGACAAACCCACCCGGGACACCAUGCUCAACUUCAGCUUCUUCGUCACUGUCGGAGACAUGGAUGAGGCUUUCAAAUCUAUCAAACUCAUCAAAAGCGAGGCUGUCUGGGAGAACAUGGCACGCGUGUGUGUGAAGACCCAGCGGCUGGACGUCGCCAAGGUGUGCCUGGGCAACAUGGGCCAUGCACGUGGAGCCCGCGCCCUGCGGGAAGCUGAGCAGGAACCAGAGCUGGAGGCCCGGGUGGCUAUGCUGGCGAUACAACUGGGCAUGCUGGAGGAGGCCGAGCAGCUGUACAAGAAAUGCAAGCGUUAUGACCUUCUCAACAAGCUCUACCAGGCCUCCAGUCAGUGGCAGAAAGCCAUAGAAGUCGCCGAACUCCAGAACCGUGUCCACCUGCGCACCACGUACUAUAACUACGCCAAGCACCUGGAGACCAGCUCUGACUGCAGCCUGGCCCUCAGCUACUACGAGAAAUCAGACACCCACCGCUUCGAGGUGCCCAGGAUGCUGUCAGAGGACCUACAGUCCCUGGAGCUCUACAUCAAUAAGACGAAGGACAAGACCCUGUGGAGGUGGUGGGCCCAGUAUCUGGAAAGCCAGGCAGAGAUGGACGCCGCGCUGAACUACUACAACCUGGCACAGGACCACUUCUCCCUGGUCCGCAUUCAUUGCUUCCAGGGCAACAUCCAGAAGGCUGCUAAAAUAGCCAACGAGACCGGAAACUGGGCCGCGUCCUAUCACCUGGCCCGGCAGUAUGAGAGCCAGGACGAGGUGAGGCAGGCAGUGCACUUCUACACGCGGGCUCAGGCCUUCAACAAUGCUAUUCGUCUGUGCAAGGAGAAUGGCCUGGACGACCAGCUCAUGAACUUGGCCCUGCUGAGCUCCCCCGAGGACAUGAUUGAGACAGCACGCUAUUAUGAGGAAAAGGGCGAGCAGAUGGACAGGGCGGUCAUGCUGUACCACAAGGCUGGCCACUUCUCCAAGGCCUUGGAGCUGGCUUUCGCCACCCAGCAGUUUGUGGCCCUGCAGCUCAUCGCUGAAGACCUGGACGAGAAGUCGGACCCUGCCCUCCUGGCCCGCUGCUCAGACUUCUUCCUUGAGCACAGUCAGUACGAGAAGGCGGUGGAGCUGCUGCUGGCUGCCAAGAAGUACCAGGAGGCCCUGCAGCUCUGCCUGGAGCAGAACAUGACCAUCACCGAGGAGAUGGCCGAGAAGAUGACCGUGGCCAAGGACUGCACGGAUCUGUCGGAAGAGUCGCGACGUGACCUGCUAGAGCAGAUCGCCAACUGCUGUAUGCGCCAGGGCAAGUACCACCUGGCGACUAAGAAGUACACACAGGCCGGGAACAAGCUCAAGGCCAUGAGAGCGCUGCUCAAGUCUGGGGACACAGAGAAAAUCGUGUUCUUCGCGGGCGUCUCGAGGCAAAAGGAAAUCUACAUCAUGGCAGCCAACUACCUGCAGUCCCUGGACUGGCGGAAGGAGCCGGAGACCAUGAAGAACAUCAUCAGCUUCUACACCAAGGGGCGGGCCCUGGACCUGCUGGCUGGCUUCUAUGAUGCCUGUGCUCAGGUGGAGAUCGACGAAUACCAGAACUACGAGAAGGCCCAUGGGGCGCUGACUGAGGCCUACAAGUGCCUGUCCAAGGCCAAGGCCAAGAGCCCCCUGGACCAAGAGACCAAGCUGGCUCAGCUGCAGAGCAAGAUGACGCUGGUGAAGCGGUUCAUCCAGGCGCGCAGGUGCGUUCCCACAGGGAGGGGGGCCUACAAGUAUCUGGAGGAGAUGCGGAGACUUCCUGCCGCCAACAUGUCCUACUACGUGACCCAGCAGACUGUGGAUGCUGUGCACCGGGGCCUGGGCAUCCCUCUGGCUCGCAUGGCGCCCGAGCGGACCCGCCACAACAGCAGGGAGGACCCCAAGGAGGUGGACGAGGAGGUGAUGGAGGAAGUCGAGAACAACCCCUGACAGCCUGCUGCUGUGAAAGCUCUUCUGGAACUUUCCAUCAUCUGUAGUAGCAAGAGCCUGCCUUUCUUGCUGAAAGAAAAGCUUUUGUGUUUGAGUACAUAGCUGUGGGGCCCAGGGCUCGGGCUGGCCUGCCUAGGAGAGGUGAGAGUGCGCAUUUUGGAGUCGUCCCUUCCAUGUUCCUGACCCUGCGGAGUUUGGUUUAACCCCUUUACUGUAAAGGGAGUUGGUUCAUUUUUCCCACAGCUUUCUUCCAAGUACAGAUUGUAAAGCCUAAGAAACUUCUAGAACGUCACGCAGAGGAUGUUAGUAUAUACACUGCAUCUUGUCGCAGCACCCAAGCAGGGUGCUUGACAGUGCGUCCAUGUUUCCAGCAGAAUGCACCGUUCCUGAGAUACAAGGCAGCGGUGGAGGGGGAGGGGUUCCUCUCUUCCAGGCAGCUUCACAGCAGCCCUGAUGGCUCUGUCCUUUAGGCUGUGCCACUUCUGUCAUCAGCUCCCACUGCGAGGGGAGGGGGACCUCGGAGUCCAGCCUCGGGCUGCCAAAACCCUCCUAAUAAAGUUUUUUUCCUCAGAG
Molecule: messenger RNA, 4967 nt
Organism: Hipposideros armiger (great roundleaf bat)
Lineage: Eukaryota; Metazoa; Chordata; Mammalia; Chiroptera; Hipposideridae
Gene: IFT140
Product: intraflagellar transport 140
Exons: 29
Coding region: 126-4394 (1422 amino acids)
Biological process (GO): intraciliary retrograde transport
Cellular component (GO): intraciliary transport particle A; axoneme; ciliary basal body
Molecular function (GO): protein binding
Source: RefSeq, a predicted model, not a curated record